Thalassophryne amazonica is the source of this 983-nucleotide messenger RNA. RefSeq names its product canopy FGF signaling regulator 4 (gene cnpy4). Gene Ontology annotation, molecular function: signaling receptor binding. Bases 1 to 663 code for a protein of 220 amino acids. Gene Ontology annotation, cellular component: endomembrane system. The transcript has 7 exons. NCBI's taxonomy places the organism in Eukaryota, Metazoa, Chordata, Actinopteri, Batrachoidiformes, Batrachoididae. The record is from RefSeq and is a predicted model, not a curated record.
AUGCGCAGUUUCUAUCCUUUAUAUUCUGUCUUUUUUUUAGUGUGGAGUUUUGUUUCAGCAGACGACGACGAGAGACUUCCGAAUAAAUGCGAAGUGUGCAAGAUUCUCUCGGCGGAGCUGCAGGGGGCGCUGGAGAAAACUGGGCGCUCCAAAGAAGUCCUGGAGGUGGGAGAAGUGUUGGAUUCUGGGAAGAGCAGACGCAAGAUAAAAUACAACACGUCUGAAACCCGUCUGACUGAGGCUGUAGAUGACAUAUGUGAGCGUAUCCUGCACUAUAACGUGCACGCAGAGAGGCUGGGCAGCCUGAGAUACGCCAAGGGUACGAGUCAGACCAUGGCAACACUGAAGGACCUGGUCCAUAAAGGUGUUAAAGUAGACUUGGGCAUGCCCUACGAGCUGUGGGACGAGCCCUCUGUAGAGGUGUCCGACCUGAAAAGACAGUGUGAGAAGAUGCUGGAGCAGUACGAGGAGGUGGUGGAGGACUGGUACUUCCACCAUCAGGACCAGAGGCUGGAGAGCUUCCUUUGUGAGCAACGCGUCCUCAAGAUGUCCGAACGAGAAUGUCUGAAGGAGGUGUGGAAAGGCGACGCAGGAGGCACAGAGGAGCCGCAAAACGACAGCGCAGAGGAGUUGAACAAGUCGCACGAUGUCUCCGAGCUGUGAGGAGAACAUCUGCACUAAAACCAGCGACAGACGGCCUCAGAGUCGCCUUUUGCACAGAAAGCUUCACAAACUCGGUGCAGCUGCUGUGAUGCAAUAAUGCGCGCUGCACUUUUUUUCUCUUUGCAUCUUUUUAGCAAAAUGAGAAGGAGAAUAAUGUGGAAUUUUGCAGUUCAGAAUUUCUUUCCACAUCUCAGUAUUUUCAUAUGAAAGCUGACAGUCUAUUUUUAAUGCUGUUACACUACAUCUAUUCUUAUCCUUGAAAUAGCAAUAUGUACAUUUUUUUUUUUAUUAUUAUUAUUGUCAAUAAAACAGCUAUUUUU